Erigeron canadensis is the source of this 2108-nucleotide messenger RNA. Its product is annotated as piriformospora indica-insensitive protein 2. The transcript is spliced from 2 exons. Gene Ontology annotation, molecular function: protein binding. The coding region runs from base 671 to 1945 and encodes 424 amino acids. The record is from RefSeq and is a predicted model, not a curated record. NCBI's taxonomy places the organism in Eukaryota, Viridiplantae, Streptophyta, Magnoliopsida, Asterales, Asteraceae.
UUUCUUUCUUCAUAAAUCUAAAUCAAUGAAACCCCAUAAUUACCCAUCUCCAAAAAGCUAAACACAUCCACCCUCUCUAGACCCCCUAUUGUUUCAUAUAAUCUAUACAUUUAUAGCAAACACAUUGAUAUUUGUGCAUUAUUUUUAUGUUUUUAGCUGUUUCAUCUUUCUGCUCUGCCACUCUACUCUGUUUUUUUUCUUUCUACCUUAGCCUUGCUAUAAAACAACAUGGAAAUGAGAGCUCCCUGUUUCAGCUUCUCUUGUGUGUUUUUUCUCCCAUUUUUCCCUAAUUUGUAUAACAUUUAUUUACCAUUUUGGACUUUUUCUAGUUGCAAAACUAACUUGGUUUUUCAACAUUGUUGCUAAAUUGAGAUAAAUCGCAUUUGGAUUUCCUUUCAUUAUAUACAUUAUUUUAUCAUCAUGUGCUCUGUUUUUUCACUUUCUUUAAACAAAAGCUCUGUUUUUUCUUCUGACUUUUAACUCUUUUAAUCUCACCUUGGUGAAACAUCUUUUCGUAUAUAAAACAUGGGUUGUCUUUCAUAUCUAUCAACUCACUAAACCCAGAAAAACAUUCACAAAUUUCUUGAUAAGUUUUAGUUUCUUGAAAAAUUAAGUACUAAAUCCUCUGUUUUUUAAGCUCAUUUUGUGGGUGUAAGACUAAGAAAUAGUGAUGGAUUUGAGUUUUAAAAAUGAUCAGUAUUUUGUGAUUUUGAUGUUGAUAAUGGUGGGAUUGUGUGGAAUGUGUAUUAAUGGAGAAACAAAUGAAGAUUUAGCAGGAGCUCCAAUGGUGAAAACAGAGCAAGAAGCUUUAUACUCUGCUAUUCAAGGGUUUGUUGGUAAUUGGUGGAAUGGGUCAGAUCUUUAUCCUGACCCUUGUGGUUGGACUCCUAUUCAGGGUAUUUCAUGCGACAUUUUUGAUGGAUUCUGGUAUGUGACAGACUUGAGCAUUGGACAAAUUCAUGAUAAUUCUCUUCCAUGUGCUCCAAAUCUUGAAUUUAGACCUCAUUUGUUUCAACUUCAACACUUGAAAUCUUUAUCAUUCUUCAACUGUAUCAUCUCACCUAGCCAUGGCCCGAUAUCGGUUGAAUCUGCUAACUGGGACUCGUUUUCAAACACCCUCGAGUCCCUAGAGUUCCGUGCAAACCCCGGCUUAACUGCUCAAAUCCCAGCCACAUUUGGUAACCUGAAGAAGCUCCAAUCACUUGUUUUGAUAGAUAACGGGCUAUCGGGCAGUUUACCAGGCAGCAUUGGUAAUCUAACUCAUUUGAAGAGGUUGGUUUUGUCUGGUAAUAAGUUUACAGGCAAAAUCCCAGAAAGUUAUGGUUAUUUGAGUGAAUUGUUGAUUAUGGAUUUGAGUAGAAACUCAUUGUCAGGGAGUUUGCCUAUGUCUUUUGGAGGGUUGACUUCUCUCUUGAAGUUUGACUUGAGUAAGAAUCAAUUAGUAGGGGAAAUACCAAGUGAGAUUAGUAAUUUGAAGAAUUUAACUCUUUUGGAUCUUAGUGACAACAAGAUUUCUGGUGAGUUGAAUUUUGUAAAUCAAGAAAUGAGUUCAUUAGAAGAGUUGAUCUUAUCAAACAAUCUCAUUAGUGGUGACCUUAUGAACUUUAAUUUGCAAAACCUUUUUAACCUCAUGGUUUUGGAUCUUUCAAACAUGGGGUUGUCCGGUUUGAUUCCCGAGUCAAUCCUUAACCUGAAAAACUUGCGGUUUUUGGGCUUAAACGACAAUAAACUCUCAGGAAAUCUUUCACCGAAACUAGCUGAGUUGUCUAACUUGAGUGCUAUCUAUCUCCAUGGAAACGACUUCACCGGUGACCUCAAAUUCCCUCGAGAAUUCUAUGUUAAAAUGGGAAGGCGGUUCGGGGCAUGGAACAACUCAAACUUGUGCUUUCCUGUUGAUAAACUGGCUGCUAGUGUUCGUCCGUUUGGUGUAAAGGAGUGUAAAUGAAGUGCCGUUGUGAUGUUAUUUCCGCGGUCAAGGGUGUCAAAUUAGGUAAAAAUACUUUUGAUGUAAUACUUGUGUAAUCAAAAUGAUCCUAAUCUUGUUUUGAGUUAAAUUGAAUAGCUAGAUGAUUGUUAAAAUUGCGUAUAUAUGUCCUAUUUUUUGAGUA